This is a messenger RNA of Arachis duranensis, 1044 nucleotides long. RefSeq lists its product as uncharacterized. Gene Ontology annotation, molecular function: mRNA binding. Lineage: Eukaryota; Viridiplantae; Streptophyta; Magnoliopsida; Fabales; Fabaceae. The record is from RefSeq and is a predicted model, not a curated record.
CUCCUGGAUUUCGUUUCAUCUGAGUAACUACAAAGCAAAAACCCUGUCCCCACCGAAAACAUUUUCCCACUCUUCUCGACUCUUUCUCCGGCCACCGUCAUCGCCGCCACACACGACUGCGAAAACUCCGAGGGUAAAUGGCUCACCAACCUUUUGACCCAUACUACGCAUACCAGCAGCAGGAUGAGCGAAGCCACAUCAACACGUUGUUUGUGUCGGGCCUCCCAGACGACGUGAAGGCGCGUGAGAUUCACAAUCUCUUCCGCCGUCGCCCCGGCUUCGACUCCUGCCAGCUUAAGUACACCGGACGCGCCAACCAGGUUGUUGCGUUUGCUACUUUUUUCAAUCAUCAAUCGGCGAUGGCAGCAUUGCACGCUUUAAAUGGCGUGAAAUUUGAUCCACAAGCUGGUUCUGUUUUGCAUAUUGAACUUGCUAGGUCAAACUCAAGGAGGAAGCGUAAGCCAGGUAGCGGAGCCUAUGUUGUUAUAGAUAAACGGUCUAAAGGAGAGGCUGAUGUGCAAGGGUCAUCAAGUGAUGAUGGUGACAGUGAUCCUGAUGAACCAUCAGGAAGUGGUGGCAGCCAUGGUGAUUUAGCAACCACUAAAAGCAGUGAGAUUAAGUUUGGCUCUGACAGUGCUGUGUCUGCGGAGCAGCAUGAAAGGGGUCCUGAUGGAGGACCAUGCUCUACUCUCUUCAUUGCAAAUCUUGGUCCAAACUGCACUGAAGAUGAACUGAGACAAACUUUCUCAGUGAAGUUGAACAAGCUACUAAGGUCAUGGAGCAGCUUCAGGGCAGCAUGCUGUCAUCGUCAGAUCGGGGUGGCAUGCACAUAGAAUACGCAAGGUCUAAAAUGAGGAAGCAUUAGAAGAAAUGGAAGCAAGCCAAUUUCCAGAUAAUUUUGUUGUUUGAUAUAAAGGCCAACAUUGUGUUUUCUCUAGCAUAGUUGCAAGGUAUUGGAAAUAUUGGGAAUGUUUACCAACGUUAGAAAACAUCUUCAUUUUGUAGUAUAUUCCUUUCACUAAUAUAAAAAAAGAUAUUCCCUCA